GUGCUGAGGCGCAAGAACGAGACCGUGGACGCGCUCCACUGGUGCUUGGGUGCGCGGACUUCGGCGUGCUCAGGCGCCUCUGAAUUCGAGAUGGAGGCCGUGGCGGCCCUUGUCGCCCCUGUCGUUGUGAAGCCAGCGACAGCGCCUUCCCAGGAAGAAGCCGCUGGUGUGCUUCUCCGUGGUCACCUCAGCUACGACGCCGAGGAGACCCAUACCACCGUCGUGCCCUACGAGUUUGGUUCCGUCUCGCUCCCCGAGCACGUCCACGAUGCAGCCGACGUGACGGCGGUGCUGGAUGCUGAGGACCGCCUGAUUAUCGAGGGUUGGCAACAGAGCAUGAUGCGGUCUCCUGAUGAGUUGCGACAGCUCAACGAGAGGCUGGGUGAUAUCAAACCGUUCUGGGACAAGAAGCUGUCGCGGAACCAGAAGGCCUACCGCCAGUUCAUCCUUGACCUCGACCGGCGGGGCAUGAUCAAGUGGACCACUGAUCCCAUCGAGCACGCUGGCCUUCUCUUCGUCGGCAAGAAGGAUAAGUCCCUGAGGCUCAUCAUCGACGCGAGCUUCGCGCUGGGGGUGGGGGACGUGGAGAACUGCCUCCACCGGCUGCGGCUGCCCGACGGCAUGCAUCGGUGCUUCGCUCUGCGGCCUAUCCCCGCCAAGUGCACCGAGCUGCGGGACACCGUAGGGCGGGGCGCCCUCAUAUACCCGUGCUUGGCUUCGUUCCCCAUGGGUUUCACAUGGUCCUUGUGGGUCGCCCAGCGCUGCAGCGAGGCGGUGCUGGGCAGGGUCUCGCAGCUCGGGCCCAGCAGGAGGAUCGCGGACCACGCCGAGCCGAUCGUUCCGCGGAAGGGCGGCGAGGUGCAGUACGCCCUGUACGUCGACAACCUGGGCGUGUUCGGAGGGGCCGAGCCUCCGGCGCAGCUGGCGCUCGGCGCUGGCUGCGCGGCCUUGGGGGCGGUCGGGCUCAAGACGCACGAGCACGAACUGAUGGCAGGAGGAGGCGAGACGCUGGGGUGCCUGCUGGAUGGCCCGCAGCUCGAGACGCGGGUGACCGAGAAGCGGAGGUGGCGCAUUGAUGGUGCCUUCCGCUGGGCCCUUCGGCGCCGCCGCCUCAGUGGCAAGCAGCUGGAGAGGCUCGUCGGCCACGCCGCAUUCGUGGGCCUGCUGGACCGCACGGCACUCAGCGUUUUCAACGCCUGCUACGCCUUCAUACAUCGGCAUGGCGACAGCAUGGCCGUCAUGCGGCCGACCGUGAGGCAGGAGCUCCAGGCGUUCAUCGGGCUACUGCCGCUG
Molecule: messenger RNA, 1293 nt
Organism: Prorocentrum cordatum
Lineage: Eukaryota; Dinophyceae; Prorocentrales; Prorocentraceae
Source: the annotation of a GenBank genome assembly